Lepus europaeus (European hare) is the source of this 2556-nucleotide messenger RNA. It is a transcript of the gene PELI3, whose product is annotated as pellino E3 ubiquitin protein ligase family member 3. Lineage: Eukaryota; Metazoa; Chordata; Mammalia; Lagomorpha; Leporidae. The record is from RefSeq and is a predicted model, not a curated record. The transcript is spliced from 8 exons. Gene Ontology annotation, biological process: regulation of Toll signaling pathway; protein K63-linked ubiquitination. The coding region runs from base 84 to 1472 and encodes 462 amino acids. Gene Ontology annotation, molecular function: ubiquitin protein ligase activity; protein binding.
CGAGGCAGCGCGGAGCCGCCGCGGGCCGGGCCCAUCCCGCCGCAGCGGGCCCGGGGCCGAGCGGGGCCCGGAGCGCGGCCAGAAUGGUGCUAGAAGGAAACCCGGAAGUGGGGUCCCCCCGCACCUCUGACCUCCAGCACCCCGGGAGCAAGGGCUCUUGUGUCCUCUCUUCUGGUGAAGGCGCACAGCCGGACGAAGAGCCCAUCAAGUAUGGCGAACUCAUCGUCCUGGGAUGCUGUGAGGAAGGAGGUGAGGAAACGGAGGCUGGCCCGAGGGCACGCGGCUGCUACAACGGGUGUCUGGCCAGCGGGGACAGGGGCCGCCGGCGGAGUCGCCUGGCCCUGAGUCGCCGGCCGCACGCCAAUGGGGUGAAGCCGGACGUCAUGCACCACAUCUCCACGCCGCUCGUCUCCAAGGCACUGAGUAACCGAGGCCAGCACAGCAUCUCGUACACGCUGUCCCGGAGCCACUCGGUCAUAGUGGAGUACACACACGACAGCGACACAGACAUGUUCCAGAUCGGCCGCUCCACGGAGAACAUGAUCGACUUUGUGGUCACGGACACGUCCCCUGGAGGAGGGGCUGCCGAGGGCCCCUCCGCCCAGAGCACCAUCUCCCGCUACGCCUGCCGGAUCCUCUGUGCCCGCCGGCCGCCCUAUACUGCCCGCAUCUACGCUGCUGGCUUCGACGCCUCCAGCAACAUCUUCCUUGGAGAGCGGGCGGCCAAAUGGCGGACCCCCGACGGCCUGAUGGACGGCCUGACCACCAACGGCGUCCUGGUGAUGCACCCAGCAGGCGGCUUCUCCGAGGACUCGGCCCCGGGUGUCUGGCGGGAGAUCUCAGUGUGCGGGAAUGUGUACACGCUGCGGGACAGCCGCUCAGCCCAGCAGCGGGGGAAGCUGGUGGAAGACGAGUCCAACGUGCUUCAGGACGGCUCGCUCAUCGACCUGUGCGGGGCCACACUGCUGUGGCGCACGCCGGCGGGGCUGCUGCGGGCACCCACGCUGAAGCAGCUGGAGGCCCAGCGGCAGGAGGCAAACGCGGCCCGGCCCCAGUGCCCCGUGGGCCUCAGCACCCUGGCCUUCCCUAGCCCAGCCCGCGGCCGCACUGCACCUGACAAGCAACAGCCCUGGGUCUACGUCCGCUGCGGCCACGUUCAUGGCUACCACGGUUGGGGCUGCCGGCGGGAGCGGGGUCCCCAGGAACGGGAGUGUCCCCUCUGCCGUCUGGUGGGGCCCUACGUGCCCCUGUGGCUCGGCCAGGAGGCUGGCCUCUGCCUGGACCCCGGGCCGCCCAGCCAUGCCUUUGCGCCCUGCGGCCAUGUGUGCUCUGAGAAGACUGCCCGCUACUGGGCCCAGACGCCACUGCCCCAUGGCACCCACGCCUUCCACGCUGCCUGUCCCUUUUGCGGGGCCUGGCUCACCGGCGAGCAUGGCUGCGUCCGUCUCAUAUUCCAGGGCCCACUGGACUAGGCUCCCUGGGGCCCCUGCCGCCGUGCCCGCCUGCCCACCCAGGUUCCCCCAGCCCCUGCAGCCCAGAGGAGCUCUGCAUGUGGGACUCUUGCCUGCUGGCCCGUAGCCACACGGAUGGACACGUCGGACGGGCUGUGCCCUCCCCUCUUAACUCUGGCCCCCCAAGGGGUCCCCACGAUCUCCACCCCGGUCAUACUGAUGGGACCUGCAGCACCAGCUCUGUCCGAGGCUGCUGGGGGAAAGCCCAGCCCUAUGCCCUACCCUUCCUGGGCCAUCCCACAUCUCACCGCCUACACUGUGCCCCUGGGGGAGUGAAGGAGCCCUGGCCCCUGACCCUCAGCUUAGACUGGCCGCGCUCUGAGCCUGCCAACCCGACUCCAGAUAGUCAUCGUCUCCGCUGCCCCUGGGCCCCUGGACGCCUCGCUGCUCUGCUGCUCCCAAACCCACGUGUCCCGCAUGCGUGCAGCGCUCCAGCCCCUGAGCACGGGAGGGUGCAGGCAGCUGGGAUCCGCAUUUGCUGCCGCCUACCUUGGGCUGGACUGCGUGCCAGGUGGGCUCUAGGCGCACAGACCGUGAGACCUGGGCUCCCCGCCUGGCAGAGCCCAGUCCAGCAGAGGACAGACCAGAGUAGCCGAUGGCAGCACAACUACAGGCAUGCGCGGAUCAGAGGAUGAGAGGCUGCCGGCAAUCCGAGCUGGGUGGGAAAGUGAGCUAGGCUUCCCGGAGGAGGAGGCACAGGGGCUCAGCUCAGACGAAAGGGAGGGUCCGGGCACAGCCGGCAUGUGGGGGCUGUGCUGACCUGGGGAGAUGCAGGGGGGUGGAGCAACAGACCCAGGGUGGCUGGAGUAGAGGGUGGGGCUGUGCUGACCUGGGGAGAUGCUGGCUGGAGGCUGCUGGCCUCUUGUGGACAGACAGCUAAGAGUCAACCAAGAGGGGAGACUGGAUUUGCGAUUCCGGAGCAUCGGCUGUGACACAAGGGCUACCAUUUCCGAACACCUGCCACGAGCCCUGCCCUGUGCUAAUGACAAUAAUAACUGUUGGCUGAGACUCACCAAGCACCAGGCUCUGCUUCUCCGGGGGGGGG